Molecule: messenger RNA, 1424 nt
Organism: Sabethes cyaneus
Lineage: Eukaryota; Metazoa; Arthropoda; Insecta; Diptera; Culicidae
Product: alpha-tocopherol transfer protein-like
Exons: 5
Coding region: 343-1236 (297 amino acids)
Cellular component (GO): membrane
Molecular function (GO): phosphatidylinositol bisphosphate binding
Source: RefSeq, a predicted model, not a curated record
CCAACACUUGGCUCUUGUACGUUGCAGUUGCGCGCGCGUUUAUUUAGUGUAUUUGGCAUACUCCCCAAAUUUUGGGGUCUCAAUGAGAGUCAGUUCUUCUUUUGGAGGUGCAAUUACUUACCAGUUUAUGUAAUCGGAAUUCCCGUAGUGCCGCGUGAUGGUUGCCGCUGCCGGGUGAGAAUGAUCGAUAGGCGAGAUUCGAAAGUUAUCUGCACGACCUGAGCCCUUUUCCUGGGGGUAAACUGUUUUCCUCUCUUUCGCUGCUAACCGAAUGGCAGUAUCAAAUCAAUGCACUUGUAAAUAGCAUCUAGCGUAAAGCUUCCGCCAAUAGAGUGUGCCAAAAUGACGACCUUAUCGCAUCCUUACAAAGACUGUCCGGAGCCGAAAGAGGUUCCCACACAAUAUGCAAGGGAUGUGGACGCGCUGUUUGAGUGGAUCAAACAGCAGCCACGGUUUCCAUCAUACACCAGAAACCAUGCCCAUCUGUUUCUCCACGCGUGCCUCUGGGAUGUGGAGAUUGCCAAAAAGGCACUACAGAAGUAUGCACACAUCCACGCCACGGCGCCGGAUAUUUUCGACAAUCGGGACAUUCUCUCACCCGGAGUGCAGUUUGUGCUAAGCAUGACUCACAUGGUAUCGCUGCCGAAAUUAACGCCGGAAGGAUAUCGAUUAUUGUGCUACCGUUUGUCUGACUCGGAUCCAUCACGGAUGAACUUUGCCGAGGCAGUGAAAACGUUCUGCAUGUUUAACGACGUCCAGAUCAGCAAGGAUGGCCCAAUUGAAGGUUAUAUCGUUGUGUUCGACAUGAAGGGCGUACGGCUCGGUCAUCUGGCACGAGUGCAGUUCGGCCCGCUAAGGGUUUUCAUGAACUACAUACAGGACGCACAUCCGGUGCGACUGAAAAAGAUCUACAUCGUGCACACGGCUUCGUUCAUCAAUCAGGUGAUGGCACUGAUAAAACCGCUAAUAAAAUCCGAACUGUUAGGGUUGCUGCACUUUACCACUUCCGGGCCGGUGGACAUUUUGGAUGCGGAUCUGUUGCCGAAGGAUUACGGCGGCCCUCUGGCAGAGCUGGCAGUCAUGCAUGCCGAGCAGAAGAAGGAAAUCGAAACCCAUUAUCGCGAAUGGUUGAUAGAUACUGCUGCCCUCAAGGAGGCCCCUAAAGAUAAGAGUAAUGGUUCGUCCAGUUCCAUAAAACCGCCAGUGAAAGGAUUUCGCAGCCUAGAGAUUGAUUGAAUUCAACCGAAAUCAACAGCGUCAAGACAGGAGAGGACAUCGUGUUAGGAGCGUGUGAUAAAUAACGAUUUUUUUUGGUUGAGGCAUAUUCUAAAACAUGUAGUCUUAUAGUCGUGUCCAAUUGUUAUUGAAAUUUUUGUAUAUUGAAAUUAUGAUGAUUAUUUUAGAAAUAUAAAAUUCAACUUGCG